AUGUCCGUGGAUGAAACGCGCACUUUCAAGUCACGGAAGACAAAAGACCUAGCGUGGAGGAAAUGGCAGCUCAAGCAGUUGUGGUGGAUGAUCGAGGACAACGAGAAGGAGAUCAUGGCAGCAAUGGAACAAGAUCUAAAUAGAUCAAAUAUGGAGUCACUGAUAACUGACUUGGCCGGAGCUCGGAAGGAUAUUUUAACCCAUCUGGAUCAUAUUGAUCAAUGGACGGCAGAUGAGCCACUUGGAAACAGUUAUGUAGCGAGAAAACUCGGUCUUGCAAGGAUACGCAAAGAGCCCCUGGGCGUAGUGCUUAUUAUAGGUGCAUGGAAUUUUCCUCUGCUUCUUGUCCUGCAACCGCUUAUUGCAGCUAUAACAGCUGGUUGCUGCGCAAUUCUGAAACCAUCUGAACUCACUCCGGCUUGCAUGAACCUUCUCAAAAGUUUGGUAUCAGCCUACCUCGACAACAGCGCCAUUGAACUAGUUUGUGGCGGUGUAGCAGAGAUGACGCAGCUCCUAGAAUUCCGCUUCAAUCACAUCUUUUUUACAGGCUCUGCAACUGUUGGUCGUAUUAUUGGUGCGUCGGCUGCGAGGCAUUUGACUCCGGCAACUUUGGAAUUAGGAGGACAAUCUCCGGCCAUCGUGUGCAAGUCCGCAGACCUUGAUCUCGCAGCAAAAUGUAUAGCGUUUUCCAAAUUCCUUAACGCCGGGCAAAUAUGUUUAUCAGUCAAUCACGUCUUUGUCGAUCCAUCUGUGUAUUAUGAGUUUUCUCGGCGCCUGAAAUACUGGUUUCUCCAAUUCUUGAAUGGCCAAGAAACAAUUGAUACAGCAAUUGUGAAUAGCCAGCAUUUCGAUAGGCUUGCCAACCUUCUACGCAAUACGAAGGGGAUUAUCGCUUGCGGUGGAAGGGGGGAUCUUGAAUCACGGCGAAUGGAGCCGACUGUGGUACUAGACGUUGAUAUGGAUGACAUACUGUUGAGAGAAGAGAUAUUCGGUCCUAUAUGCCCCGUUUUAAAAAGUGACUAUCGCAGUGCCUAUAAUGUGAUCAAUCAGUACGUAUCGAAUGGCUACAUACUACUCCAAAAUACAAACAGUGGUGGCGUCACCGUUAACGAAGUGAUCCUGCACGCGGGCUUUCCUAACGCCCCUUUUGGCGGUGUUGGGGGUAGUGGUCAUGGUUACUACCACGACUUCUAUAUGAUAUAUGUGUUACCGUCUCAAUACACCGCCACGAUAAACACCAAAGCCUGCGAUUAA
This is a messenger RNA of Talaromyces atroroseus, 1254 nucleotides long. RefSeq lists its product as hypothetical. Gene Ontology annotation, biological process: aldehyde metabolic process. Gene Ontology annotation, molecular function: aldehyde dehydrogenase (NAD+) activity. Lineage: Eukaryota; Fungi; Ascomycota; Eurotiomycetes; Eurotiales; Trichocomaceae. Bases 1 to 1254 code for a protein of 417 amino acids. The record is from RefSeq and is a predicted model, not a curated record. The transcript has 5 exons. Gene Ontology annotation, cellular component: cytoplasm.